CUGGCUCUCUCUUUACAGUUGGCGCAAUGAGUUUUAACAGUAAAGUCGUGAUAGUAACAGGUGCCAGUUCAGGCCUGGGCGCCGCCACUGCCGAAGCAUUUGCCAAACGUGGCGCUAAAGUAGCGCUCGUCGGUCGCAAUUUGUCGAAUCUUAAAACUACAGAAGCCGCCUGUAAGGCAGCCAACAAAAACGCUGAGCUGCUACUUAUCGCUGCCGACGUCACCGUGGAUGCCGAACGCAUUAUCAAUGAAACAGUCAAGAAAUUCGGACAAUUAGAUGUGUUGGUGAACAAUGCUGGCAUUUUAGCUUACGGUAGUAUUUUGGAUAUUGGUGUGGAACAAUUCGACUCCCUGCUCAAUACCAAUUUACGUUCUAUUUUUCUGCUAACCAAGCUGGCUGCACCCCAUCUAAUCAAGACACAAGGCAAUAUUGUGAAUGUGUCAAGCGUCGCCGGCUUGCGUACAUUCCCGAAUACUUCAAGCUAUUGCACCUCUAAGGCAGCUGUUGAUCAGUUUACUAGAUGUAUUGCUUUGGAUUUGGCGCCGAAAAAUGUGCGUGUCAAUGCUGUGAAUCCUGGUGUAGUCGUCACCGAUAUUCAUGCACGCAGUGGCAUGACCGAGGAGGCUUAUGCGGAUUACAUGCGACGCGCCAAAGAAACACACGCGCUUGGACGUGUGGGCACAGCAAAGGAAGUGGCUGAUACCAUUGCCUUUUUGGCUAGUGACGAGGCGUCCUUCAUCACCGGUGCUACAGUGCCUAUCGAUGGUGGCAAGCAGGCGAUGUGCCCGCGUUAAGGGCAAUCAAAAUUAAAUAAGUAUAAACAUAUGUUUUUAUAUCUACCUGUAAAUAGUAAUUUUAAAGUAACUGUUUA
This is a messenger RNA of Rhagoletis zephyria (snowberry fruit fly), 871 nucleotides long. RefSeq lists its product as uncharacterized. NCBI's taxonomy places the organism in Eukaryota, Metazoa, Arthropoda, Insecta, Diptera, Tephritidae. Gene Ontology annotation, molecular function: oxidoreductase activity. The record is from RefSeq and is a predicted model, not a curated record.